This is a messenger RNA of Olea europaea var. sylvestris, 777 nucleotides long. Its product is annotated as palmitoyl-protein thioesterase 1-like. NCBI's taxonomy places the organism in Eukaryota, Viridiplantae, Streptophyta, Magnoliopsida, Lamiales, Oleaceae. Gene Ontology annotation, molecular function: thiolester hydrolase activity. The record is from RefSeq and is a predicted model, not a curated record. Gene Ontology annotation, cellular component: intracellular membrane-bounded organelle. The transcript has 7 exons. The coding region runs from base 77 to 460 and encodes 127 amino acids.
AAGCAAAUCCAAACCCAAAUAGCAAGUGGCCACUCAGUACCUUAUCCUUAACUCCUUUUCCUUUCUGCAAAAAAGCAUGGCUCUUAAAUCUUUCUUGAUUAUUUUCACAUCGCUUUUCAUCAUCAUUACGUUGACAUUCAUUCCAAGAACUACAUAUGCUCUACCUUUUGUUGUCUUUCAUGGAAUCUCAGACAAGUGCAGUCAUGAAGGAGUCACAAAAUUCACAGAGCUUCUGAGCAACUGGUCUGGUUCACAAGGAUAUUGCAUUGAAAUCGGCAAUGGUGAAUGGGAUUCAUGGUUUAUGCCAUUUCGAAAACAGACAGCCAUUGCUUGUGAGAAGGUGAAGAAUAUGAGUGAGCUCAAAGAGGGUUACAACAUAAUUGGACUUUCACAGGGCAAUAUGGUUGGCAGAGGAAUCCUAGAAUUCUGUGAUGGAGGACCUCCUUAUAAUUCAACCUGAAGUGGUAACAAAUCACAAAAACUUUGUUGUGAUGAUGUAAACUACAAUAGGCUCUGUUCAAAGUGCUCUUUUUUCUAUGAGGUGUCAGGUUCUACUCAGAAUGCUCUUUUUUCUAUGUGGUAUCAUCAAAUUAUAAAUGACCAGGCACUCGCAGUAUAUAAAAGUGAUUUUGAAGUCACCUCUAAUUACCAGCUUGUUGUAUAUAUCAGUUUCAGUUAAAGAAACAUUUUCUCCUACCCUUUUUGAUUUCUAAACAAAAUUAAGUACUUGUAUGAAAUUACAAGUUUGAACUCUAUAUUAUUUAUGUUCUUAAUUUG